AUGGGCGGUCCUCCUAGCCCUGGCAAGGCAACUAGGAUAACCAGACCACCAAAAAGCGACGACACGUUCAACAAGACGGCCCCAGUCCUCCGCCCGUCGGUCACGCGCCUCUCCGGUAACGGGGGCUGCCUCUGCCGACGAGGGUCGAUCAAAUCUCUGAGCAACAGGAUACCAUAGAAACGGACUACGGACGCGCCACUGUGACUGUCUGCGUUUCCGAACCCUAAACUGCCGCUCGCUCGCAUCCGAUGCAGCAAAAGAGCAAUUGCUCGCGGCAAGCCGAAACGCACUCAUCGACAUAGUGGCGCUCCAGGAAACGAAAUCUCAAGACACCAGCUAGAAGACUUGGCCUAACGGUGAAAUUCUCAUCCGCGGACUCGCACGAAAUCGUCAACGCCCGUCUCGGCAUCCUCCGACUCAACCUAUGAAACCGAGGAAAACUCACCAUCAUCAACGUCUACUCGCCAACCUCAUCAGAAGCCGAAUCCAACAAGGCUAAAAGGGAAGAGAAGGAAAAAGAACUUGACGACUUCCACCGGAAGCUCGAGGGAACGAUCAAGCGGGAAAAGGCGUACUACAUCUUCGUCCUGGGUGACUUCAACGCGAAGAUGGGCAAGUACGCCACUCCCUCGUUUCGUCAAGGGAAGCAUGGACUCGGAACUCGGAACUCGGAACGACAACGGCGAACGCCUAGCCGAUCUUCUCGACACCAGAAGGCUCUACCACGGCAACUCUCUCUUCGAGAAGCCUGAUCAGAGACGCUGGACCUGGAAAUCGCCAAACGGAGACACCACCAACGAGAUCGACCACAUUAUGGCCAACUGGAAAUGGUCUCUCCUCGACGUUGCCGUACUACCCAGUUUCGACGUUGGAUCCGACCAUCGACUCGUUCGCGCCAAGGUCCGUCUGAACCAGAAGUUCCUGAAGAAAAACUACCACCAGCCAUCGAGAUUGAGAAGACCAACCUACGACAUCACCACGUUGGAGGAGAAGAUCUAGGAGUACGACUGGCAGCUUCUCGAAGACCCGACAGCCGACUACGUAUCCCCUUUGCAAUGGCCUCAUCAGAUGUGCAGAACCAGCAGCUCGACCGACCUCUUAUCUACCGCCGCGUCUCGACCAACGAGCGAAAGAUCUGCUGCGAAGAAGGGGAGAAGUCAAACGAGACCCGCAGGCCACGCAUUUCGAAGUUCUGACGAUCGACAAAGCCUGCAGAAUGGCCGUACAAGAGUCCCUCGCCAACCGACGCAGGAGCGCACUUCUUCAGACAGCUGAGAAACGUCAAAGCCUCAAAAAGAAGAAGUUCGAGCUCGUCGACAAGCGAACGGUGAUGACAGCACUGAAGGACGAACGGCCAGCUGAAGUCAUCAAGGAACGAGAUGGAGCGCCUGACGGUCGACUUCUACACGAAACUCUUCCGAAGCGACGUCCCCGUCCCCAGAACACCAACGCCGCCACCAGAAGAUGAACCCCCGAUCCUUCCCGAAGAAGUCAAGUACACCAUCAGGAAGCUGAAGGUUGGAACGGCUGCAGGACCCGACAACAAAUCGUCCGAACAGCUGAAGGCUGGAGGAGACUCUCUGCACCGACUACUCGCCCGGCACUUCUCCCAGUACCUGAGCGAAGCCUCUAUUCCGGAACAAUGGAAAACGUCCAAGACGAUCCUCAUUCCGAAGAAGGGCGACCUCACCGACCUGAACAACUUCAGACCGAUCUCCCUCUUAUCGGUCGUCUACAAGUUGUUCACCAAGGUCAUCGUCAACAGACUAGAGAAGCAACUCGACAACUCGACCACAUCCACGCCUUGA
Molecule: messenger RNA, 1808 nt
Organism: Caenorhabditis auriculariae
Lineage: Eukaryota; Metazoa; Nematoda; Chromadorea; Rhabditida; Rhabditidae
Source: the annotation of a GenBank genome assembly